UACAAUGUUUAUACUUACAUUUACAUUAACAUUUAUUCAUUUAGCAGACGCUUUUAUCCAAAGCGACUUACAAAUGAGAAAAAUACAAGCAAAGCGAUAUAUCAAGCAGAGAACAAUACAAGUAGUGCUCCCAUGCAGGAUCUGUCAAUUGAGUUCCAGAAGAAGCAAAGUGCACAGAGUAGCGGUGUAAGUGCAAAAUUAUAUAUAUAUAUAUAUAUAUAUAUAUAACAUUAUUUUUUUUUAUGAGUUGGUUAGGUGUUCACGGAAGAGGUGGGUCUUUAGCUGUUUUUUAAAGAUGGUGAGAGAUUCUGUGGUCCGGAUUGAGGUUGGAAGUUCAUUCCACCACUGAGGAACAGUUAGCGUGAAGGUUCUGGAAAGGGACCUUGCGCCACGCUGAGUGGGAACUACUAAACGUCGGUCGCUAAUCGAUCGCAGAUUGCGUGAGGGAACGUAAGCCUUCAGGAGAGAGUUGAGGUAGGAGGGUGCUGUUCCUGACAAGGCCUUGUAGGUGAGCAUCAAGGCCUUGAAUUUGAUGCGGGCAGCUACAGGAAGACAGUGGAGGGAGAUGAAGAGGGGUGACAUGGGUUCUCUUGGGCUGGUUGAAGACGAGGCGUGCUGCUGCAUUCUGAAUCAUUUGAAGGGGUUUGAUGGAGCUGGCUGGGAGGCCCGAGAGUAGUGAGUUGCAGUAGUCCAGUUUUGAGAUAACAAGAGCCUGGACUAGUAUCUGUGUAGCCUGUUUGGUGAGGCAGGGUCAUAUUUUCUUGAUGUUGAACAGGAUGAACUUACAGGACCGUGCAGUCCUGUACUUCAUUAUACUUCAUUUAUUCUUUGUUGAGGCUUACCUUAUAGAUGGCUUGCAACUUGCUUAUCCGAGUUAAUGGUUGUAACUCCCAUCCCGAGGUGACGAUACAGAAGAAAUAUCCAAUCAUCUGUUUGAUUAGCUUGGCGAUGAGCUUCUGUCACACACCAAUCACACAAACAUUCAUCCAAACACUGAUUGUUGACUGGCAGCGAAUUCCCGUUGCGAGAUUAACAUUCGAGAUCAAAUCAAUGUGCUGAGAAAAAAAACCCAGAGAACUCUCACUGUUGUUUUUAGAUUCAUUCUGAUAUGUCACCGAAAUGCCUAGUUACAUUCAUUCAUCUUAAGGCGCUCCACGAAAUCACUUAGGUGCUGCGCCUAAGCCUUUCUAUAGUAGGGAAAACCCUGAUGUCCAUCUGAAUAUCAGGCACGGUAAACAGAAAAGCUAGGCUUGCCAUUAGUUUAGCUCUUAUGUUUAAACCACACUAAACCCAUGUUUGUGACACUUGUCCUUUUGUGUAAUUUGUACCUUGAUUGGAUGAUGUGUGCUUGGUCUAUUUACUUUUAGUAUUACCUCCAAGGGCAAAGGGGAAUAUAUGUUUUUUGGGGGUUUUUUUGGUUGUUUUUUGUUUUUUUUUCUUCAAAUUAUCAAAAAAGUAGUCCACUCCAUUCAUUUUUAUUACAUCUAUUCAUGUGCGCCUUCUCGGUCAAUGCUGAUCAUGCAUUGUGGGUUUACAUAGAUUAGCCCCAGUGGACAUUAAAUCACUAGGCUGGGUGAAUCUACAGUCUGGACUAGAAAGUAAUCAGCCCCAGUCUCUAAUUCAUAUAUGUGGUGGUGUUGUGUUUGUUGUUUUUUUUUCUUCUUAGAACUGCUGGUGGUACUGUAGUUUUUGGUGGAUGGAGAAAAAAUGUAAAAUUGUUAUUUUAUUUGUUAAAAGGAGAGCUUAGACUCUCUAAUCCAUUUAUACCUGCUAGCCCUGCAUCACAUAUUUCAUUUGUUACUUCUGCUGUACAAUGCUCAUGGUCCCUGAAGUGGUGUGGAAGCAUAAAACAGGAACCUGUCCAAGAAAUAUGUACUUCUCAUUCAAGAUAAUCUUGGAACUCUUUUGUUCCUCGAAUAAACCUCAAGGUGUUAAACAUACCACAACGGAUGUACUUAGUUUAACAGAUAUAGCUGAGUAAAAUGCAUACAGUUUGGUGUAAAGGAGUCUCCAUCAUCCAAUAUCAUUUUUGUUAAAUAAAAGAAUACAAUAAUACUAUAAGAUCCCUGAAAACAGCAAGGAGAAGAAUCUUGAGUUUUUAGCUGUUUUAAUGUAGGGUAGGACUAAGUCACGAAGAACAAAUUGUAAUGAAUUCCAUCUGUUUUGUUCAGGAGCUUAAAUUUGGCCAGUUGCAGAAGUGUGAAACACUGAACAUUAGAAAGAAAUGCAUGAAACUACACAAAGCUUUUGACUGCGUCUUUAACUGAAGAUUGUAUGUCGGGUUUUGUUUGAUGCAUCAAAAAAAAAGCAGAAAUUUAACUUCAAUGUAAAAAAAAAAAAAAAGCCAGUGUGAAUGUUGCCAAUUUGUCAAAGUGUAAUUUUUUUGUGUGUGUAAAUUAUACCAGGAUAAUGCAAGGAAUAGAACGUGGCCCAUAGAUCUUAGUAACACAGUAAAGUCUUGAGCUCAUUGUUCAGGGAAGAAUCCAAAAAAUGUUGUUGUUUUUUUUCUAAUGGAGAUAAAUAUAUUAGUUGCCAUUUUGUAUAAGGAAUAAAGCCUUUAGAAGGAACUCCAGGGAGGGGAUCACAGGACGAGAAAGACAUUUAAGACGGAGCUGCAUAUCUAGGACACCGAGUGUAAACAUUACUAUUGAUGCGAGUGGUGUUAAAAGUGCAUUACGUGACCACAUGAAGAAUACUUUGCCUUUUGGAACUGUGGUUUUCCUUUUUUUUAAAGAGAAAUGAUUACAGCUGGUGCUUUGAAUCUUUUGUUUUGUCAUUUCAUCACAGGUUCGAAUUAUAUUAUGCUAAUGGAACAUGCAAUGACACUGUGUUUUACAAAUAUCUUGUUUAUAAUAGCAUUUAUCCUUCUCUGUCUAGUAGAUCUCCACUCUGAUUGGUCCUGAUGGUUAUAAAAACGCACCUCCGCUGCCCUCCAGGAAAGAAGGAUGUGAUAUCCUAUCAAAUUAAGGAAUUUCAGAGCUUUGAAACUUGUAAGACACAAAUCGCUCACUGUCAUUUAGAUGGAGGAAAGAGAGAGAAGUAGGAGUCGAUCCCCGCGUCGGGUUCGUCGGGUAGAGCAGGUUGUGGGGAGAUGGCUGCGCCGAUCACGAGACUCCCUCAGCAGGGAGCGUAUUCUUGGGGACAGGAAGUUGGGCCGUUCAGACGAUGGUGGUCAACAGCAUUUCCCAGUGAAGGAGACAGUGGAGGUGAUCAGAGAUGCUGUGCUGGACUCGCAUGGCUUUACACUCUCCACACAGCUCCCCCUGCUGGUCAGGGACGUUAUUCCAGGAGGACCAGCAGAUGGACGCCUCUUACCAGGUGAUCAAGUAUUGAAAGUGAAUAACAAAGCCAUUGAAGACUUAUCUCCUGAAUAUGUUGACAACAUGAUUAGGCAGUGCCAGGAUUCUCUAACCGUGACAGUCCUCAGAAACAUGAUGAACCCCAAGUCCUCGUUUAUGUCGGCAGAAAAGAGAGCUCGCCUGAGAAGAAAUCCGGUUAAAGUGCGCUUUGCCGAGGAAGUAUUAGUCAACGGACACACUCAGGGAAACUCCCUUCUCUUCCUGCCCAAUGUGCUUAAAGUCUACCUGGAGAAUGGGCAAACCAAAGCCUUCAAAUUUGAUAAGACCACCACAGUGAAGGACAUUGUGCUGACUUUAAAGGACAAGCUGUCAAUUCGCUCUAUUGAAUAUUUCUCCCUGGUGCUGGAGCAGCAAUACAGCAUCACCAAACUGCUGUUACUGCAUGAAGAUGAGCUCAUACAGAAGGUGGUCCAGAAGAAGGACUCGCAUGAUUACAGAUGUCUGUUCCGAGUGUGUUUUAUCCCUCGAGAUCCAGUGGACCUGCUGCACGAUGACCCAGUCGCCUUUGAGUACCUCUUUCACCAGAGCGUUGGGGAUGUGCUGCAGGAGCGGUUUGCAGUAGAGAUGAAAUGUAACACUGCUUUGAGGCUAGCAGCACUACAUAUGCAUGAAAGGUUGGCCAGCUGUGGACAAACUACCAGAGCAUCUAUCAAGAAUAUUACUAAGGAGUUUGGAUUAGAGAGUUUUAUUUCACCCACAUUACUGAGGAACAUGAGAGAGAAAGAUCUGCGGAAAGCUCUUGCAGGUCAUAUGAAGAAAAUCCAGUCACUGCUCGAACCGCGUCAAAAAGUAAUCUCGGUGCCUCAGGCCAGGUUGGCAUAUCUAACUCAGAUGGCAGAACUGGUAUCAUAUAGUGGGAGAACCUACAAUGCCACCAUGCUGCUGCAGGACCGGGAGUCGUUGGUGAGUUUGUUGGUGGGAGCACGAUUUGGUGUCAGUCAGAUACUAAACCACAAGCUGAACAUGAUCUCGACUAUUAUAGACUUCCAUUACAUCAGCCGUGUAGAAGUGCUCUCUGAGUCUGACAGGGUCAGCAUGCUGAAGAUCUACCUACAUGAUAUCCAGCCCCUGGCCUUGCUGAUGGAUUCUGUAGCCGCUAAGGACCUGGCAUGUCUGCUGGCAGGCUAUUGCAAAUUGUUAGUGGAUCCCAAUAUGAACGUGUUCCGCUGGGGCCCUCGCCCCAAAAUACGUCGUAUACCUUUAGAAGAAGGCUUUGGAUUCCGCUGUGGCAGUGACUCAGAGGAGAGCUCAGAUGAGGACUACACCAUGGACAACCUGCUAGACACACCAGUCUCUGAGGACACUGUCUCAACUCAAACAAACGAUGACCGAGAAGAUGAGAAAGAUGAGGAGAAAGAAGAGGCCAAAGCAAACACAGUAAGGGUGAUUGUGACCCAGAUAGAAGAAGAGGAGAAUGUAGUAGAAGGUGCUCUAGAAGGAACAAGUACAAGUGGCUCUAUUGAGGAUGAGGACUAUGCAGCAAGAGUAGAUGCACUUCUGGAAACAGGAUGGUACACAGACCCGAGAGUCAACAGCAGCUUCUCUAGUCUGUCCAGUAACUCGUUUAACACUCUUGAGGAGAUUAGCAAAGUAUCCACUACAUGGCCUGCUCGUUUGGCCACUUUUCAGGAGGAGAUGCCCAAAUCAGACCAGGCUACUGGGGCCUCUACCCUGGAUGUCCACCAUCCUUUCCUGCUAGAGAUCCCUGAACAUCUGAACCAGAAAGAGAAAUCAAACCGCCCCUCUGACUUCCUCUAUGAUAAGCACAGUGGCUUGCGGUACAGUGACCUCUCCCAAAUGUCUGACUCCCUUCCAAGCCCACCUGAAGCAAGUGAUGAUGCUCUGAGUGAUUUGGAAGAGAUUAAUAAAGAUGAAAACAAAAAUUAUAGACCUGCAGACAUUGACGCUGUGUUAGCCUCGGGUAGUAGUAAUAGCAUGAAAUCUACAGUAGCUGGCUUCAAUGUCCAAGCACUUUUAUCAAGGAUCCGUAGCCAUCCAACAUGUAAGAAAGAUCUGAGGAAUUCUAACCUCUACCAGAAAGAGGAAGCAAAGUCUAAAGGGACUUUGUCCAGACCAAAAGUUCAACCUCCACCUCCACCACUAAGAAUAGUAUCCAGAGUUUCUCAAAUAGCAAAGGACAGCAGAAACAGUGGGUCAGAAUCAGAAGAAGAGUUCUUUGAUGCACAGGAUCGUCUCACUCCACCAAUCUUGGAACAACCUGCAGAAAAGAAAGUAAAUGUGAAUGGAAUGGAACAUGCUCUGAGACAGACUGAUGCAAAGACCAGUGUGGAGGAACCAGCAGCAUCCAAGAUGCAAAGUCGAUUGGACAAGCCACACGAUAACUAUUCUUUACCUAUUAGUAGGAACACUCUAAAUAAGGACAUUUCUCUCCUUAAAGAUCUCACUCCUGCAAAAAAUAUUCUGGGUAAUAGAGAGCUGGAGGGUCACCAGCCAUCAGAGAUUCUGCUUCCUCAACCAGCCAUGCUUGAACCUAAUCCUAUCUCAAAUAAUCACAUCUCAGAGAAGAAGGGCCAACAAUGUAAUGGAGAUAUUACUGGCCGUAAUGCUCACAUAUCCUCUGAGCUUUUGGAGAUGGAGCCAGACACUAUGGAGUUUAAGCCUGUUACUUCAGCUGGACCACCACAGUCUUCCCCCUUAAUCACAGCAGUGCGGCAGACUAAAUCCCAGCUACCAAGCACAGUGGAUUCUGCAACAGUUUCGACUGAUACUCAGAAUAUUAUAAAACCUAUAGACUCUAAACAAGAUGAAAUAGUUAAAGAAGAGAAAACAGAAGAACACCAAUCACUGCCUCCUCUGCAGCCCAAGAAAGAAGUUUUUGCAGAACCCCCAGAACCUGACAAACCCAUAUCCAAAGUUUCUCACCCAUCAUCUGGUCAAGCUCUGAAAACUGAAGAUGUUUCAAAUGGGAUUUCUUUGCAUACUUGGUCCCAGUGGAACAGGGCCACCCCGGGCCCUCCUCUGAGUAAAGGGGUCUCUCUAAGCCAUGAGAAUCUUAAAUGCCAACUAAGAAAUGAGAAUACUGCAGUCACGGUGACCAGCGCUUCAACUCUUACAGCCACUCCUCCCCCAUCUGUGGCUAUGAGAGGCUCUAUAAGUAUGGAUCCCAAAGAUCCCUUUGGGAUUGGAAGGAGUUUUAGCAGCAGAGGUUCUUCUGGGCGUCUGUCCGCUUCAGCACUACGUGGAAAGAUCCAGGACAUGCCCUGGUAUCUCACCCGAUCCCAGGAAAUUUUGGGGACAGUUGCACUCAGCAGGGAUAAAUUAAUAGACACUAAAGCAUCUGAGGAUGCCACUGAUUACAAGGACUCUAAAAAGGAAUCGCCAAAAUCCACUUCAGUACCUGCUUUGAAUGAUUGGAAAGAGAAAGAUGCUGAAGUGGUUGUUGUGAAGCUCAAAGAUGGGCCACAAGAAGUAGCCUCGCAGGUAAAAGACACAAGUGGGAAAACGUCAUUGUCUGGUCAUCCAGACCUAAGGCAGAAUGGGUUACAAGACUCCACUGAACUUUUCUCACGCUUGGGAACAUGCAGGUCUGAACAGCCUAAGUCUCAAAAAAACACUGCUACAAAGGAUAAUCUGGAAACAUCAUCUCCUCCAUCUAGCACUGGCACACCCCACCGUGAUGCAUGUGGGUGCCAUACUGUUUAUGCCAAUUGCUUUAGUGGUGAUUCUGAGGAUUUGUGUGGUUUUGAUGAUGAUCUGACGGUGUACGAGUUCUCUCGUCAGAAACGAAUCAACAAACCACCCCAGUCCACUGCACCUUCCUCUGCCCCUUCUUCCAACAUCCUGUCUCUGCUAAGAGACUCACCUCACCCCCUUUCAACCUCUUCUGAGCUUAGUCCUCUCUUUACGCCACCCCGGCCUAGACCCCUGGGUUACAACCCAUUGGACAAUCCACUACGGGAUCUUCAAGAAAGACGAUAUGUAACAGGCCUAAAAGGCACUGGGCUUAAAGGGGGCUACACAUCCCUACACAAAGAUAUUGAUGAACUUCUGCUGGUGCUUAAGAAUGGUGAGACUGCAAUAAAUCCUCCAGGCCAGAAGGCGCUGUGUCAAACGGCUAGUGGUAUUAAUGGCAAUUCAUUUUCUGAAACGGAGCGCUGUUUAGUGCAGGCUGAGGCACGGAGGCUGGCCUCAGGAUGCCAGCGUGCCACGCGAGUUGGUUGGGCACCAGAUGAUGCUCUUCUCUCAUUGGGCAAUAGCUUUGGAGCUUUGGUACAUCUAGCAGCAGCUUGCCUUCAAGUGUCCUGUUCAGACUGUGGAAGUUGCCAUGGUGAUAUUGAUGGCACUGAGGCUCUAAGGAAGCUUCAAGAAAUUGUGUGUUUGUACAAGGAGUUUGUGAUAGCUGUAGAAGCAGCCCGAGAGGGAGAGGGCGUCAGGUUGUUAGCUAAACAAUGCACGGUUCUCAUCUCUACAGUCUUCACUCUAACACAGCUUUUCAGGACACACACUCCAGACACAGACAACAGACAUUUACCCCUAAACUUCUGAACUUGAACUUUUAAUUGAAAGAGAGCAGAUAACUUGUAAAGAGAAUGAUAAUCCUUUUCUUUGGAUGUAAAGACUUUGAAUGUGUGCUGGCACACAUGAAAUACAAGUAAGUGCCGUGUUCACACACACACACACACACACACACACACACACACACACACAAACACACAUAUGCACAAACACACAAAAUCUCAGUCAAACUCAUGAACAGGCAAAUAAGUCUACCAAAAUGUAGAACCUUUGUCCUCUAAAACUGUUGGUCUUGCCAAGUCUCCUUAUGAACUUUAAACAGGAUAUGGUUUUAUUGAUACACACAGUAGCUAUUUUCUAACAAUAUCUUAUUUCUUUAAGUAUGUAUUCAAGUACUUAUUUAUUUUUACAUACUAUGUGUACGCACCGUGGAUUAUAACCUAUACCUAGAUCUUUGUUUUGUUGUAUGUAAAGUCCUACCUCUUGGUCUAAUAACUAGUGAAACCUGAAAGAAAUAGACAGUGUUAUGGUGUCCAGUGUCUGUAUUUUUUUCUUUUUUUUGUACUGCUCUUCACUGAUUUAGGCAUGGUACUUCAUAAGAUGGACAAAGCAGACACCAACCCCCUUUCUUCUCCCUGCUCCUGACCAUGUGUACAUAUAAUAGAUGCUUAGAAAGGAUGUAUAAAACACUCGGUAGCAUUUGAAUUGUGUGCAGUAAUUUAUCAACUCACUUUCCCAAGUUUGUCUUCUUUCUUUUUGUUUGAAAGCUGGAUAGAAAUGGGAAUGAGAAAUCUGAAAGUGUUUAAAUUUAUAUCUAUAUAUCAGUAUGAACGUUAAUGUUCCUUUUUCAUUGGCAAGUUAGCUUACUGUUAAUGGUAGCGAUCAGUUUUAUCCAAAGAUGAUACAGCACGAGGUGCUCUGUCAUUGUGACCAUUCGUUUCUAGCACUAGUCAAACUCAACUAUUUUUACUUCUUUUAUUACUAUGCAAGUGUCACUAAUUCAUAGCUGUUGUCAAAGUUUUUGUAUUGAACAUUGCUCAUAUCUGAUCAAAACUGUUUUGAUAAAGGGGCUUCCCAAACAAACCUAAGCCUUAUUCUUGAUCUAAAAGUACUUUUAAAGAAAAUAUUCUGGAUCAAGGUCAAAUUAAGUACUUAUGCAAUUGCAACCUGGAUCAUAAUUUGCCUUCUGAUGAUUGGAGGGAAAACAUUGCCAGGUAUUAGUACUAGUGUUUCAAUAGUUCUUUAGGAUGCAGCCCAAAAUUGAGUUCAGCAUUUUAUUACAUAUGUUCAAAUUCAUUGUGUCAUAAAAUGUUCUCUUCAGAGCAAAGUAAAGCUCUAUAUGGUCACUGGUAGCAUUCAUCAUUUCAUCUUUUUAUAUAAAAGUAACGUCUGAGGUUUGAAUCUGCAUGAGAGAGCCUGUUCUAAAUCAGUGUAAACUGUCAGUUCUGGAAGAUGAUUAAAAGAUAACUUAACCUAGUCCUUAAAGCUUGUUGCACUUGUAAGUGAUCAAUUAUGAAUAUAAUAUGGUUUAACUAAAGUCAUGACAUUAGAGGAGAGCUUCCAGACAUCACACAUCUCAGACUACAUGACACGUCAAACAAUCAAAUUAAACAUUACAAAGUUGUAAUGUUGUAGUGCUGAAGGCAACCGGUCACACUUACAAGAGUAGCAUAAAAAAAAUAGCGAAAUGUCGCGUUUUCUUAUACUGGUACUCACUAUUGCAUUUGUGGUCUUGUUUUUUGUUAAAUCUUUGUAAAAUUUGUUCCAGCACGCCAGCACAAGUUCUGACACUAAUCGUUACUCUGACAGAGAUGUCUAUCAGCCAUAUCAAACUACCUGAAGGAGGACAACCUCAAAUGGUCCUAUAGCUGUUGUUUUGUUGUUGGUUUUUUUUUUCAUAAUUGUAGCAAAUAAAAAUGAGAAAAUUGUACUAAGUUAAUCUGUGUAUGCGGAUAGCUUGCAUUCGGAGUCCACAUAUAUAAACCCAGACUAACGCUGAACAGUGAGGAAUUGUCUGAAUAAUGAAGGGACAAUCGUGAAGUCAUUUUGCAUUCCUUCUACUGUAUCAAUAAUUAAAGAAUGAAAUUGAAUGGAAUCUGCUUCUGAAUUGUUUCUUUUCUAAGUGUCUUUCUUCCAGAUUUAUUUUGUAUGUAUUGUAUUGAAUUUUUUUUUUAUGUAUUUUACGAACUUGUUCAUUUUGUGUAUUCAUUC
This is a messenger RNA of Ictalurus furcatus (blue catfish), 10046 nucleotides long. RefSeq names its product FERM and PDZ domain containing 1b (gene frmpd1b). The record is from RefSeq and is a predicted model, not a curated record. Gene Ontology annotation, molecular function: protein binding. The coding region runs from base 3021 to 7865 and encodes 1614 amino acids. The transcript has 16 exons. Gene Ontology annotation, cellular component: cytoskeleton. NCBI's taxonomy places the organism in Eukaryota, Metazoa, Chordata, Actinopteri, Siluriformes, Ictaluridae.